AUCAGAAGCAAGUUCGCUGUAGUUACUACAGAGCAGAACCGAACUUACUGAAUGAAGCGACAGCUAUGGCCACCAGUCCGUUGCUUCAGGAGUGCAUUAAAUUAGCCGAAGAUCUGCUAGCACGGGUGGAUAAGCUGUGUAACGGUCAGGCUGAAGAAAUCGAAGGCCGUGCCAAACUCGGCAGCAAACUCCGCGCUGAGCUCAGAUUUCUUCAUAAAGUUAAAGCUGGACAGGUCACUAUCAAAGAGAGUCACUUACAGAGCACCAAUCUGACCCACCUCCGAGCUAUCGUAGAGUCUGCCGAGAGCCUUGAGAACGUCGUGAGUGUUUUGCACGUCUUCGCUUACCAGGGUCAGGAUGGUAGAAAGCAAACGCUGGUGGUGGACGUCGUGGCCAACGGCGGGCACACUUGGGUGAAAGCUAUCGGGCGCAAAGCAGAGGCUUUACACAACAUUUGGCAGGGCAGAGGGCAGUACGGUGAUAAAAGUGUGAUCAGGCAGGCGGAGGAUUUUCUGGAGGCAAGUUGCCAGCAACCUGUUCAGUACUGCAACCCUCAUAUCAUCUUCGCUUUUUAUAACGGCGUCUCCUGCCCCAUGGCAGACAGACUCAAAGAGAUGGGCAUCUCUGUCAAAGGGGACAUUGUCGCGGUAAACAGCGUGGUUGAAGAGGAGGACGAGGAUGAUGACGAUGAAGACGAGGAGGAAGAAGACGUAGGUGGUUUUGGACAAGAUGAGCAUGAUGCUGAGCAUGAUAGUGAUAAAGUUGAGGAGGAGGAUGAUGAUGAGGGGCAAGUUCUGCACACCCGGGUGGACCGAGACACCAUUGUGGCAAGUCUGGCAUUUCCGACUGAUGUGAAAAUAGCCGAAUGCCAACGUGUCAACCUGGAUAUUACCACCCUCAUCACAUAUGUGUCAUCUUUGAGUCAUGGAAACUGCCACUUCACGUUCAAGGAGCACGUUUUGACCGAACAAGCUUCCCAGGAGCGCCAGGAUAAAGUCCUGCCCAAGCUGGAUGCCUUCAUGCAUGGCAAGGAGCUGUUUGCUUGCCACUCAGCAGUGCACGACUUCCAGACCAUCCUGGACACCCUGGGUGGCCCUGGUGAGCGGGAACGAGCUAAGGCUCUCCUUGCCAGGCUAACUAUGGUGCCUGACCAGCCCUCAGAGAGGACGCAGCGCCUCGUUGCCAGCUCUAAGGUUAACCAUAGAUCACUUAUGAUCUUCGGAACUGGGGAUACUCUACAGGCUGUGACCAUGACUGCUAACAGUGGGUUUGUGCGUGCAGCCGCGAACCAGGGAGUGCGCUUUAGCGUGUUUAUUCAUCAACCUCGAGCGCUUACAGAAGGGAAGGAAUGGAGAGCAACGCCGAUAUGAUCGAGCCAUCAAACAUGCGCUACGUACAAAUUGAGUACCUUUCUAGAGCACUUUAAUUAAUGCCUGUUAUGUUCUAGAUGCAAGAGGCGCUGCCGUGCGGGGCGUGUGUUGCACAACGCAGCAGGAGCCGCAUCUCAGUCGGUCCAGGCUGCAUGAAUACCAAAUGGCACUGCGUUGUCAGAAAUAUCUAUCAUCAAUCCACAGAAACGUUACACUGUGUUUGUAUUGAAUGGUUACCAGCUUAUCAAUGAUUUAGUUCAAAUUGAUUUUCUUUAUUUGGAUGUGCGACAGAUAAAUAACAGUGUAUGGAACUUUUUGUUUUGCACAAAUGUAAAAUAAAUCUGUAUAAUGGCU
Molecule: messenger RNA, 1724 nt
Organism: Trichomycterus rosablanca
Lineage: Eukaryota; Metazoa; Chordata; Actinopteri; Siluriformes; Trichomycteridae
Gene: c25h7orf25
Product: chromosome 25 C7orf25 homolog
Exons: 2
Coding region: 66-1370 (434 amino acids)
Source: RefSeq, a predicted model, not a curated record